Messenger RNA from Malaclemys terrapin pileata, 2080 nucleotides. RefSeq lists its product as uncharacterized. NCBI's taxonomy places the organism in Eukaryota, Metazoa, Chordata, Testudines, Emydidae. The transcript has 5 exons. Bases 1 to 1035 code for a protein of 344 amino acids. The record is from RefSeq and is a predicted model, not a curated record.
AUGGCUGGCACCGUCCUGCCCGCGCCCGCGGGCACCGACCUGGGUUGGGGCGUCGAGGGGGCCCAAUGGCAACACAGCCAGGACUGGCCCCUCACCAGCAGUGGAGUGGGGCUGGAGAACUGGCCCCCACAGCCCUUCCCGCCCCCUGCUGCCCGCUCCACAGUCCAUGAGCCCCUGCCCCCCGGCGCGGAGCGGCCCCCGCGGGAAGAGCUGAUCCAGCGCCUGGCGACCACCACGGGGCUCUGCCAUGACGUGAAAACCCACGGAGGGGUCCUGGGGCAGCCCGGCUACCUCCUGCCCGCCCCACUGUGGAGAGUCCACUGCAACAAGGACCUGCGGGACAAGCUGCAGCUCCGCGCCUGGCGGGUCCCGCUGACCCCGGGGGGGCGGCCGAGCGAGACCCGGCACCGAUUCUGCGGCUGGCCCAACCUGCCCCCCGAGCCCGCCCACCACGCCGGCCCCCAGCCCUUCGGCCUGGCCGCCCACCACAGCGACGGCGCCUCCAAGUCCAUAGUGGGCAGCACGGAGAACAAGCCCCUGGCCGGAUCCGUCUUCUACGUCCGCGACGGGGCGGUUCUGAGCCGUCUGGAGCCCUACGUCUCCGUCACCAGCCAGGACAUCCACGCCUUCACCCCGCAGGAGCUGCAGGGCUACGCCCGGAAAGACGCCCUCACCUACUGGCAGUUUGAGGGUUACCCGAAGGCCUGGGGGCACGGCCUGAGGGACCCCUCUCUGGGCAAGGACGCGGUGCCCCCCCUCCGGCCCCCCGGCCCCCCACGCGACCCCAGCCUCUUCCCGAGUCCCACCCACCCUCCCCGCCUGCCCAUGCUGGCCCCUGCUGUCCCGCACCGGGGGGCGCUGAGCCUGGCACAGGAGUCCUAUGGGUCCCCCCGCCGCACCCCCAGCAUCCGGGGGCCCCCAGCCCGGCCCCCCACCGUCUGCCCCCCCGCAGCCGGGCCCCAGAUCCUGGCAGUGCCCCUGAUGUACCGCACGGAGAGCCAAUGUUAUGGGAGCAGCAAACCCAGGCCUGUCUGAGGGGGGGGGGCCCCCCCAUACUGUGAACCCCAACAUGCUACACUACGUCACCCCUGUGUUCUCUGGUCUGUCCUCCUUGGGGGGCAGGGGGCUCGCUGAGGCCUGGUCCUUUCUCUGCCCUCCCCCGCCCCCCAGCCGCCAGGACACCUGGGUUCUACUUGGGGGAGGGAGGGGCUGCCAGGUAUGAUGCUCAGAAGAGGACUCAGGUGUCCUGACUCCCAGCCCCCCUCCCUCGUGCCCUUGGGGGGGAUUUGUCCGGGGGCGCCGCUGUUGUGGCCUGCAGGAUGUGGGGAUUUCUCACCUGGCAACGCAGCUGGCGCCAGCCCCCGGCUUCCGGGGGGAGCCCGGGUUGCCCUUGGCACAGGAGACGUGAGCCGAGAGGGUGAACUGCUCUGCCCCCUCCCUUCCCCGAGCCAGGAGAGAACCCAGGAGUCCUGCGCCCCAGCCCCUUCCCCUCCCAGAGCUGGGAGAAAACCCAGGAGUCCUGGCUCCCAGCCCCACCCCGCUUUCACCCCCAGCUCCCCUCCCCGAACUGGAGAGAGAACCCAGGAGUCCCCAGGGGCUGUGGCACGCGAAGGGGCUGGCUGCUCGGACCCCUGGGUUCAAGCCUGGGAAACAGGCCGCGUGGGCCGAGCGCCCUAGUGACGUUGGCCUUGAAGUCGCCCCCUCCCUGUGCCGGGGUGGGGGGGGUGGCCUUGGCUCCCCGCUGCCGCCAGCUGGAGUGGGGUGGGAGGGGGACGUGGGCACUGGGGGGGCAGGAGCUGCUGGUAUAAGAGGGGCAGCGGGGAACGCCUGGUGCUGAUUUCCUUGGGCACCAACGCCAGCAUGGGACCCCCACAGGUGAGAGCAGCGGUGGGGGGCUGGAAAUGGGGGGGCAGGGAGCCGUGCACUGGCCAGGGGGGGCGUGGGGGCACAUGGGUCCCUGCUGGGGAGGGUCUGGGCCCCAGUUAACAGUGCCCCCUUCCCCGAGCCGGCCCCAUCUGCCCCCCGCUCUGUCCUCUCCCCCAGCGCGGGCUGCAGGCUCUGGUGCUGGCGCUGCUGCUGG